Puccinia triticina is the source of this 504-nucleotide messenger RNA. RefSeq lists its product as uncharacterized. Bases 1 to 504 code for a protein of 167 amino acids. Lineage: Eukaryota; Fungi; Basidiomycota; Pucciniomycetes; Pucciniales; Pucciniaceae. The record is from RefSeq and is a predicted model, not a curated record. The transcript is spliced from 4 exons.
AUGAAAGGCAUUAAUGGUAGUGGAGGCAGCAGUGCGAGGUUGCACGGCCAGGACGGGGCGGUCUCGAUUUUUUCGGCCUAUGCAUGGAAAACCGAAAAACCAUGUUUCCCGCACCCCAGCAUCCCAACCACCCAGGCACCAGCAGCUCAGAGCGCCCCAGCCCCCAAAACAAACCCCCCAAGAGCGGCGAAGACCACAGCCCCAAAGAAGGCCACAGUCAAACAGCCAAAGAAAGCUAAAGAAACUCCAAGCCGCGAAGUCGUCGAAACAGCGACCGAGCUCGGCCAACAAGACCCAGAAAUGGCAAGAGCCUUGGGAGCGACACACACGAUUGAGGACGCAGGAAGAGAGGAAGAAGACGAUGGCGCCAUUAUCGAACUCCAAGAAGAUCCGAGGGUGGCAAAAGAGAGAGCCGCGGACAUGAUUCUCGAGAAAGCGCUCAAGGCACAAGAGGAGGGCGACGAAGGAAAGGCCGACCAAUUGUUAGGGAUGUGGGACAACUAA